Molecule: messenger RNA, 1673 nt
Organism: Diospyros lotus (date-plum)
Lineage: Eukaryota; Viridiplantae; Streptophyta; Magnoliopsida; Ericales; Ebenaceae
Product: glyceraldehyde-3-phosphate dehydrogenase GAPCP2, chloroplastic-like
Exons: 14
Coding region: 231-1493 (420 amino acids)
Biological process (GO): glucose metabolic process
Molecular function (GO): NAD binding; oxidoreductase activity, acting on the aldehyde or oxo group of donors, NAD or NADP as acceptor; NADP binding
Source: RefSeq, a predicted model, not a curated record
AAGGAAGAAAGAAAGAAAGAAAGCAAUCAAGCAACGCAAAGCAAAGCUCGGCGAGAAAAGAAAGAGGUUGAUACCUAAGUAUCUCCGCUCAUUUUCGCCAUUUAAAAACACUAUUCGACUCCUCUCUCUCUCUCUCCCCCUCCUUUAGGGUUUUACUAUUCAUACUCGAACGGCCUCCGUACCAUCGGCAGAUCGAUUGGUGUCUGCAGGGAAGAGCACGGAACUCGGCAAUGGCGUUCUCUUCUCUUCUCAGAUCCGCUGCGACUCCAGCUGCUCUGGACGUCUCCCGCGCUGAGAUCUCGCCGUCGGCCUCCAAGGUGUCUUCUCUGAAUUCUGUAAAGUUUCAGUCAAGCAUCUUUGGUACUGUUGUUCCAGCCAAGUCAUAUUCAUUACAAAAAUGUAAUGCCACGAGCGUACAACCUAUCAAAGCCACUGCUACUCAAAUGCCUCCUACUGUUCAAAAGUCACGAAGCAGUGGGAAGACUAAGAUUGGAAUCAAUGGCUUUGGUCGGAUCGGAAGAUUGGUUUUGCGGAUAGCAACAUCCAGGGAUGACAUUGAUGUUGUAGCUGUUAAUGAUCCUUUUAUUGAUGCCAAGUACAUGGCUUACAUGUUUAAGUAUGAUUCUACACAUGGAGGCUUCAAGGGAACCAUCAAUGUCUCGGAUGAGUCCACUCUUGAGAUCAAUGGGAAGCAGAUUAAAAUUACAAAGAAAAGAGACCCUGCUGAGAUUCCUUGGGGUGAUUAUGGGGCUGAGUACGUGGUUGAAUCUUCUGGGGUUUUCACAACAGUUGAAAAGGCUUCAUUGCAUAAGAAGGGUGGUGCCAAGAAAGUCGUAAUAUCUGCUCCAUCAGCAGAUGCACCAAUGUUUGUGGUUGGAGUGAAUGAGACUACAUACAAACCUAGCAUGGAUAUUGUUUCAAAUGCAAGCUGCACUACCAAUUGUCUGGCUCCCCUUGCCAAGGUGGUUCAUGAAGAAUUUGGCAUUGUAGAGGGUUUGAUGACAACAGUGCACGCAACAACAGCUACACAAAAAACUGUGGAUGGCCCUUCAAUGAAGGAUUGGCGUGGUGGCCGUGGAGCUGGGCAAAAUAUCAUCCCUAGUUCAACUGGUGCUGCAAAGGCUGUUGGAAAAGUUCUUCCAGAGCUUAAUGGGAAACUCACUGGAAUGGCCUUCCGUGUCCCAACUCCUAAUGUUUCUGUUGUGGACUUAACCUGUCGACUUGGGAAGAGUGCGUCUUAUGAAGAUGUAAAAGCAACCAUAAAGUUUGCUUCAGAGGGACCACUGAUAGGCAUUCUUGGAUACACAGAUGAGGAUGUCGUCUCAAAUGAUUUUGUUGGUGACUCAAGGUCAAGUAUAUUUGAUGCUAAGGCUGGGAUGGGUCUGAGUGAUUCAUUUAUGAAGUUGGUUGCGUGGUACGACAAUGAAUGGGGCUACAGCAACCGGGUGCUGGACCUGGUAGAGCACAUGGCACUGGUGGCUGCCAACAACUAAGUGUAUGGACUUGGCAGUUUCAAUUUUCAAAAGCGUGCAACUGAGUUUGGGUUAGAGAGUAGUUAGAUUUGAUAAAAGGAUCAUUUCAGUGGUCGUUGUUGGGCUUCAUGUUAGCCUGAAAGUGGGACCUCAAAAAUAAUGACAAUGCGAUGAGUAUUUGAGUAUGAGCUCAUUUUACUA